AUGGCCGGUUACCAACGACCCAUGAGUUUUUCAGAAAGGCGAGGAAGCGCCCUCAGUGACGACUUGACCCUCAGCACAUCCACGAACCCCAUGAUAAACCACCGCUUGGAAAAGCUGCCUCAGCAGCAACGGCACUUGCGUGGACCUCCUACUCCCAGCAUGUCUACACCCGCCGCAGACUUUGAUCAACAACUCACCGGCUCACCUCCACCGCCUCCCACACCCGCUGCGUCUCCGGGACCAUCGCAUUUCCAACCAGAUUGGAGUGAUGCUGCUGAUGACGAAGACUUCUUUCUUGCCAAAGUCCGGCAACACUUCAAAAACUGUUCCGGUCCUCAGAGGACUCGAGUCCUCGCCGAUCUGCUGAACCUCUGUACCAGCCAGCAAUUGAGUUUCGUUCACCAAUUUGUCAGCCCUUUACUGAAAAAGGACCCCUUUACAAGUCUGCCGGAUGAACUGUGUCUUCGGAUAUUAUCUUUCAUCGAUGAUCCAAAAGUUUUAGCACGAGCCUCGCAAGUAUCUAAACGAUGGCGAGAUCUCCUCAGCGACGACAUGACGUGGAAGAAUCUUUGUGUCAAACACGACUACGGCCGCCGACUAUCAGAAGUCUACACACAUGCACCUAAUUUCUCCUCGAGACCAUCAGUACAGGCUUUGCAUGGGUUCGAUGCCGACAUGACCAGCAGCAGCAGCUUCCCAGGCGCGCGCCCUUACUCUUAUACCUCAGGUACCCGAUCGUUCGACGGCUCGAAUACCUCUGGUCGACCCAGGUUACGGACCUACAAGUCCCACUUCAAGCAGAGAUAUUUAGUCGAAGCUGCCUGGCGAUCUGGCGGUACUAGCACAACACGGAAUAUUACCCAAGAGGGUGGCGUUGUUACAAGCCUGCAUCUGACGCCCAAGUACAUCAUUGUGGCACUUGAUAAUGCCAAGAUUCAUGUGUUCGAUACUGAGGGAGACUCGCAACGCACCCUGCAGGGACAUGUUAUGGGUGUCUGGGCCAUGGUUCCCUGGGAUGAUACUCUGGUCAGUGGAGGCUGUGAUCGUGACGUGAGAGUAUGGAACCUCAAGACUGGUGCCUGUUUACACACCUUACGAGGCCACACAUCGACCGUUAGGUGCUUGAAAAUGGCAGAUGCAAAUACAGCGAUUUCGGGAUCUCGGGAUACCACCCUAAGAAUCUGGGAUAUCCGAACCGGCCUCUGCAAAAACGUUCUCGUUGGUCAUCAGUCCAGCGUUCGAUGUCUCGAGAUCAAGGGUGACAUUGUCGUAUCCGGUAGCUACGAUACUUUCGCUCGAGUCUGGAGCAUUUCCGAAGGCCGUUGUCUUCAAACGUUACAGGGCCAUUUUAGUCAAAUCUAUGCCAUUGCGUUUGAUGGUAAGCGAGUCGUGACGGGCAGCCUGGAUACCAACGUGAGAAUUUGGGAUCCGACUUCUGGUGAGUGCCUGGCUAUUCUCCAGGGUCACACGUCUCUUGUUGGACAGCUUCAGAUGCGCGGUGACACCUUAGUUACUGGUGGAUCAGAUGGAUCGGUUAGAGUUUGGUCUCUGAAAGAAAUGUGUCCAAUCCAUCGUCUUGCAGCUCACGAUAACAGUGUCACCAGUCUGCAAUUUGAUGAUACUCGAGUCGUGAGUGGCGGCAGUGAUGGCCGAGUUAAGAUCUGGGACCUCAAAACUGGGCACCUCGUUCGUGAACUCAUCGCGCAAGGUGAAGCUGUCUGGCGUGUUGCGUUUGAAGAUGAAAAGUGUGUUGCUUUGGCCUUGAGACACGGCCGUACAGUCAUGGAGGUGUGGUCGUUCUCACCACCCGAAGAGAUGCUCUAUGACCGCCCACUCUCGCUUCAACAGCGGGUACUGGAGGAUGACCCGAAUCGUCCAUUGAGCGCCAUGGCUAUCGACUAUCGCACUUCACAACAGACUUUGGCCAGUUCCAGCCGAGACGUUUCAACCCAGGAUGUCGAGAUGAACGACGCUGGUCCUUCAACUGCCCCUUUGCAGGGCGAGGGAUUAGAAGUUGGCCCAAUAAUGUUGGAUAAUCAAAAGGAACUCAAACAUGUAUAUAUCACGUGGCCGCUAAGCCUAUCAAGGUCUAGACCUACCAACAAUUGGAGGCCAAGCUCAACGCUCUGCCGCUCAACAGCGACUUUUUCUGAGCUCCAUUCAGCCAAGUCGCAGUUAUCAACUCGACAACGUCCUGAUCCCUCAAUUCAUUUCUCCAUAUCCACGAUGUUGUCUCGAGCUCUCCGACUCCCCAGGGCUGUGCCUAUGCGCACCAAGCUCGCCGCUCCCGCUUACACUGCCAUUCGCUCUGUCACUACCGAUGCUGCUUCGGCGUCCCUGAGUCACUCAGUCCCCAAGUCCGAUGAUGAGCCUUUCUCUGUUAACCUCAGCGAUGAGAGCUUCGAGACUUACGAGCUGGACCCCCCUCCUUACACCCUGGAGGUGACCAAGAAGGAGCUGAAGGAUAUGUACCGCGAGAUGGUCAUCACCCGACAGAUGGAGAUGGCGGCCGAUCGUCUGUACAAGGAGAAGAAGAUUCGAGGUUUCUGCCACUUGUCUACCGGACAGGAGGCUGUUGCCGUUGGUAUUGAGCACGCCAUCACCAAGGAGGACGACAUUAUCACCGCUUACCGAUGCCACGGUUACGCUCUGAUGCGUGGUGCUUCCGUUCGAUCCAUCAUUGGUGAGCUGCUUGGCCGACGUGAGGGUAUCUCCUACGGAAAGGGCGGUUCCAUGCACAUGUUCGCCAAGAGCUUCUACGGCGGUAACGGUAUCGUCGGUGCUCAGGUUCCCGUCGGUGCUGGCCUUGCCUUUGCUCACAAGUACAAUGGCAACAAGAACGCUUCUAUCAUCCUCUACGGUGAUGGUGCCAGCAACCAGGGCCAGGUCUUUGAGGCUUUCAACAUGGCCAAGCUCUGGAACCUCCCUGCCCUCUUUGGCUGCGAGAAUAACAAGUACGGUAUGGGUACCGCUGCUGCUCGUUCUUCCGCUUUGACCGACUACUACAAGCGUGGUCAGUACAUCCCUGGUCUUAAGGUCAACGGUAUGGAUGUUCUUGCCGUCAAGGCCGCCGUCAAGUACGGUAAGGAGUGGACUGCUGCCGACAAGGGACCUCUCGUCCUCGAGUACGUCACCUACCGAUAUGGUGGUCACUCCAUGUCUGAUCCCGGUACCACCUACCGAACCCGUGAGGAGAUUCAGCGCAUGCGAUCCACCAACGAUCCUAUUGCUGGACUCAAGCAGAAGAUUCUGGACUGGGAGAUCACAAGUGAGGAGGAGCUCAAGAAGAUUGACAAGGAGGCUCGUGCCCACGUCAACGAGGAGGUUGCUGCUGCUGAGGCCAUGGCCGUGCCUGAGCCCAAGCCUGAGAUUCUGUUUGAGGAUAUCUACGUCCGGGGAUCUGAGCCCGAGUACAUCCGUGGCCGUAUUCCCGAGGAGAACCACUACUUCCAGUAG
This is a messenger RNA of Fusarium redolens, 3456 nucleotides long. Its product is annotated as dehydrogenase E1 component-domain-containing protein. Gene Ontology annotation, biological process: pyruvate decarboxylation to acetyl-CoA. The record is from RefSeq and is a predicted model, not a curated record. The transcript has 10 exons. Gene Ontology annotation, cellular component: intracellular membrane-bounded organelle. Lineage: Eukaryota; Fungi; Ascomycota; Sordariomycetes; Hypocreales; Nectriaceae. Gene Ontology annotation, molecular function: protein binding; pyruvate dehydrogenase (acetyl-transferring) activity. Bases 1 to 3456 code for a protein of 1151 amino acids.